Macadamia integrifolia is the source of this 884-nucleotide messenger RNA. RefSeq names its product mitochondrial import inner membrane translocase subunit PAM16 like 2-like. The transcript has 5 exons. Gene Ontology annotation, biological process: protein import into mitochondrial matrix. Lineage: Eukaryota; Viridiplantae; Streptophyta; Magnoliopsida; Proteales; Proteaceae. Gene Ontology annotation, cellular component: TIM23 mitochondrial import inner membrane translocase complex. The record is from RefSeq and is a predicted model, not a curated record. The coding region runs from base 251 to 571 and encodes 106 amino acids.
GAGUUCAAAAUAAAACCAGACUUUCCAGAAUCCAUCUACAAGAGAAGCUUUCUUGUUCGAUAAGCCAUAAUCUCUGUUUCUUAAGGUCUCACUCUCACCUGAUUCAGGCUCCCUCACUAUCGUGUAAAUAGAUUGUAUUUGGCUUUUCUUAAGACACCAUUGUUUGGAGGCUCUGUUCACUGCUGUCGAGCCAUGCUUAUUCACAUACUACUUGGCCUAGGCUGCAAAAAUUCUUGCCAACUUGAUCGUAAUGGGUUCUGGGAUAUUAGGAAGGGCUUUGGUCCAAGCAUACCGUCAAGCACUUCAAAAUGCCUCAAAAUCUGGUGUUGCUCAAGAAGCAUUUCAGAACCCCAUUCGCAGAGGUAGAAAAAUCAUGACCGAACAAGAAGCAAGGGCAAUUCUAGGUGUCACUGAGAAUACUGCCUGGGAGGAAAUCUUGAAGAGGUAUGAUUCUUUGUUUGAGAAUAAUGCUAAGAAUGGGAGCUUUUAUCUUCAGUCAAAGGUACACAGGGCUAAGGAAUGUUUAGAAACUGUCUACCAAAGCAAAGGUCCAGAUACAGCUGCAGGUUGAGAAUCUGCUUCUCUAGUUUGUGAUCUCAAAAACUAUAAAUCUAUUAUAAGGGUUCUUCUGGAGCCGGAGCUGCUGUGAAGCCAACUCAUGAUGAAGCCAAUUAAGCUAUGGACUUUCUCUGCAUCAUAUGCACAGUUGGAUUUUAUCCAUCCCGAACUGCUAUACUUUGCAGAUGAAUAUCAACCUCUUUAGUAUUUGAAACUUUGUAUGAGGGAAUAUUUUUGCAUCUUUUGCCAAUCCAGCUGAAAUUUGUCUGUGACAAGUCUGUAAGGGUUCAUACUAAUGGAAAUUUGCAUUUUUUCCCCUCCUUGUA